AUGGAAGAUGCUAUGGUCAGCAAUAAGAGUUCCUACGAGCGUGGCUUCGCCGGUGCCUGUAUAUACAAAUCCGAAGUAAUUGAUCUGGCCAGUCUUUCAAGUACCGCUGUCCAUGGAACGAAAAAUGGCAAAAGGGCGGCGGAUCAUUACUUUGGUAAGUUUUUAAUAAUUCGCAAACGUAUGUCUUUAUCGUUUGUUUCUCACUCCGCUAACAUACUUGUUUCUGCUAGCACCAGCCCUGAUUUAUCGGACUAGGUUCCGCGGCAUACGACAGAUGUGUCAUCUCGUGAAAUGUUUGUCGAAAUUUUAGAAGUCGUUUUUGAUCCGAAGAAAUUACUUAGUUAAGGUUGCAGCCUAAUUCCAAGAUCUUUCGGUCACAUCAGGAUACCGACUUUUCAAGGAGCCUCCAUCCAGUUGCCUUUUGCAAAAAUGCAAUUUUCUACUAGGGUUCUUUACCGACUUAAUUCGGGGUACUCAAGUUUUGUGUUUGUAAGUCAAAUUAAUUCUAUCUUUUGCCUGAAUGCUUCCCCCCCCCCUUACUGAUUUCUGCAUCGCAAACAGGCGUCGUCAGCAUCGUCUGAAAACGAACUUCGCCAUCCGGACGCUUAGGGUGGCCCUCCUCUGCUUGAUUUCUCUGUUAAUUUGACAUGCUUCCUGAUUGUCUUCCAUUAACUGCACCACGCAUCAACUUUACCAAAACUCCUGACUCCCUGACCCCAGUUGAUCGAAGAAACUUGCUGCCAAGAAGACCGUCACGGUUCCCAAGGAGGCAGUCUUUGUCUUAAAAGUUUCUCUUCCUCUUAUCAGUGAGCAAAAUUCCAUUUGCUCGUCAGUUGUUACUUGUGCGCUGAGGUGCGCUGAGUCGGUGACCUUUAGCCCUACAAUUUGCCCACAAUGCUAAUGGCUAGGUCAGACGCCUGUUCCUGCAUCCUCACAGUUCAAUACAAAUGAGCCAUCGAUGAAUUUCACGCUGAAAUGCCUCCUGAGACUUAUCUGCACUACGCGUCUGUGAAUUUAUGUUUGGCACCUUCGUGUUAGGUAGGAGCAAUCCGAAACAAUACACUCAUAACUAAAACAGUCCUAGGUCUCCGCAGAAGCUUUUCCUUCUGGGGUGUCCUUUUGCUUCCAAAUAUCAAACAUCUGCACCUACUGCCUACUUGUGUCACCGAUUAAUUACACUUCGUGCCUAGUUAUCUGCCUCCUAUCCUGGCCGGAUUCCAACUGAUCGUGUUCCUAUCCUCUGGCAACAACAACUUUUACAGUAGUAUAUCUCCAGUCAGACUGUUUGCUGUAUAUUUGGAGUCGACCAGCGGUGUAGACUGUCAAGUGUCUCUUUCUUCUGACCUCCCUUCACUUUUGAAGCCUCAAAUAAUCGGCUGAGCAGGAACUUUGAAUAACAAUGCCUUUAAGGGCUUUGCGGAUCCAGCGAAUGCUUCUUACAACGGUGUAUUCCCCACUCUGACCCGUGCAUGUUCUCUCUAUCCGGAUUUUACUAACACGGCUUCCGACCUUUGAGUUGCCCCUCCCAUUUCUUUCGAGUAGAAAGUGAACUCCCCUGUCUGUCUGGACCACCCAGUACGUCAAUACCCCAGAUUCGGGACGAGUGGGUAGCCUUAGGGCGCGGUGACUACUACAAUGACGGGUCAAGCCAGAGGGAUCGAUGCUUUGUUCUGUUCGCCGCAAAACUAUUCCUCCAAGGUCACCAUGCCGUCCGACGGAGAGAAAGUAUGGCGAGCGACCAAGACGUUAAAGGCAGGUACCUUAAAGCUUGGGGUAACGAAAUGCUUGGGUGGUCCCGGAACCACAGUCAUACGCUGGCCAGAACAAAAAACGAGUGGACAUCAGCUAUCAGUAAUCUAGCAAUCAGAACGGUGCGAGAUCUCAAGAGGGUAUUGAACUUUGUGCGUUGUGGUCGGUUCACAUCCUCCGUCUUGCAAGAUGAAAGUAAAUUUCAAGCACCCGUCUGCACUCCAAGAAGGGUUUUAAACAAAUGCGGUGGUUUAGUGGAAACCAUAAAGGAACCUGCUUAUACGAAGUUAUAAGACGGUAUAUCUGACACUCACCUCAAUGAUACACAGUUAUCAACGGUUCUUGCCUUGCUCGUUGUACGGCUUCCAACAACGGACAAGAUUGGAUUACCCUCCGGACGCAUGUUAAUAACAACCUUCUAAACCCCGAAGUAGGCACUGUUUGCACCUGGACGCUAAGCAAUAUGUUAAGCAACGGGGUGUCAGCGGUGGGUCCACGUGAUGGUCGUAGUGGUCGCUCACUUGCUUGCAGGUGAGACUACGCCUCGCGUCCAUUUGCUGGCAUCUAACUCUCACCUGUGGCUCCACGUAGCUGGGCUCUGCUCAGCGGCCACACCCCGGGCAACCGUCUCGACCGGCGGGCUAAACCAGGCGAGGGUAUCCGUGCGUGCACCUGCACGCGCGGUACUGUGGUCUGCGCUGGCCGGAUAGAUCUUCGCGUCGACAUCGUCGAGACGAGGCUCUGCCUGGACCAUCGCAGGUGGCCACCAGGUAAGUUCCCCCUCAGGUAAGUGCAUUUGCUCCGUUUCUUCCUUUUGUCUGCUGAAGUUACGUGUCGUAUGCUGCUCUUGCUGCCUGUCCUCUGUAUGCUAGUCUAUCUGUUAAUAGCUAAACGACACUCGAUGCCUGCUGCGAUUGUCUGUCCGUCAGUCUAUGCCACUCUCUACUAAUAGCUAGGUGUUACGGUGCUUGACUUUGUGUGGUGCCCUCACUUUGUCUCUGACUGAUGACUGUGUCCGCCUGUCCACUCUAGUUCUAAGUCCCAUAGCGUUAGAUAGUGUGUAUGCUCUCUCCUACUCACUCCAUCACAUCACCUCACCACCAAGGUCCCAGGCUAAUUCGGGUCGUUCUCUCACUAACAAAAAGUCGUAGCCCAUAGUGCCGUCUGGGAUAACCGGGCAGCCCUGUUCAGGGAUGCGUUGCCUGCCCCCGCGAGGGGGAGGGGGCUAGAAAAUGUGCCCUAAAGAUCGCUGGGAACCACGCUGUCUGUAGGCUGACCGUGGCCGCAGACAAAAACACACGGUCGAAACAGCCAAAAUCGAAACAACAACAACAACAACAACAACAAUCACUCUCUUCCUCUUCCAGCCUAUUCUUCUUCUUCUUCUCCUACUCCUACUUUUCGCCGCCGCAGUCGCCAGACUGGCAGGGUGAGCCCGCUCACUCUGGCAGCCUGGAAUGUUCGUUCCCUUUUAGACAACCAGAGGAGCAACCGACCGGAACGGAGGACGGCGCUAGUGGCACGAGAACUGGCGCGCUACAAGGUGGACAUCGCCGCACUCAGCGAGACCCGAUUCUCCGAACAAGGCCAACUAGAGGAGGUGGGUGCCGGGUACACCUUCUUCUGGAGUGGUCGACCCAGGGCAGAGCGACGUGACGCGGGUGUCGCCUUUGCCAUCCGGACUGACAUCGUGGGACGACUGCCCUGUCUGCCGCAGGGAAUCAACGAUUGCCUGAUGAGCCUCCGCCUGCCUCUCCGGCGAGGAGGCAAGUUCGCCACCAUCAUCAGCGCCUACGCUCCGACGAUGAGAAUCCCCGAUGCCGCCGCAAGAGACAAAUUAUACGAGGACCUGCACGCCCUCUUGGCGACUGUGACGAAGGCGGACAAGUUGAUUGUCCUUGGUUACUUCAACGCCCGCGUCGGCACAGACCAUACUGCCUGGAGGGGAGUGCUGGGUCCUCACGGUCUCCGCGGCUCCAACGACAAUGGUCUGCUGCUCCUCCGCACCUUCGCAGAACACCGCCUCAUCCUGACGAACACGUUCUUCUGUCUGCCGGAGCAAGAGAAGGCCACCUGGAGGCAUCCUCGGUCCCGCCAGUGGCACCUGCUGGACUAUGUCCUCGUCCGAACGCGAGAUCAGCGGGACGUGCUGGUGAUGAAGGCGAUCGCGGGUGCUGACGGGUGGACCGACCAUCGCCUCGUCAUCUCGAAGAUGCGUAUUCGCCUACAGCCUCGCAGGAGACCACAAGGUAAGCGACCCCCAGGUAAGCUGAAUGUUGCCUUGUUGUCUUUGCCCACUCAGCAUCUUCAUUUCAGCAAUGAGCUAGCUCAACGGCUAGACAACCUUCCUAUCACUGCCGACGCCGCCGCUGCCGAAAACGGCUCUGUGGAGAACCGCUGGUGUCAGCUGCGAGACACGCUCCAGUCGACGGCGCUCGCCGUCCUCGGUCGCGCUCGCCGCCAACACCAGGACUGGUUCGACGAUAACGACGCCGCCAUCAGAAAUCUGCUUGCUGAGAAGAACCGCCUACACAAAGCCCACGUAGAUCACCCCACUGAGGACAACAAAGCUGCCUUCUACCGCAGUCGCCGACAGCUUCAGCAACGACUGCGCGAGAUGCAGGACGCCUGGACUGCUUGCAAAGCUGAGGAGAUCCAAGGCUACGCGGACCGCAACGAAUGGAAGAACUUCUUCUCCGCGAUCAAAGCUGUCUACGGUCCGCCGACGAAGGGCACUGCUCCUCUCCUCAGCGCCGACGGCAGCACUCUCCUGACUGAGAAGACGCAAAUCCUACAGCGAUGGGCCGAGCAUUUCCGAGUCGUCCUCAACCGCCCUUCCGUCAUCUCCGACACCGCCAUCGCCCGUUUGCCGCAAGUGGAGACCAACGUGGACCUCGACCUCCCGCCAUCUCUCCAGGAGACCAUCAGGGCCGAGCAGCAACUCUACAGCGGGAAAGCACCCGGAUCGGACGCAAUCCCUGCUGAGGUCUACAAGCAUGGAGGUCCCCUACUGAUGGAUCACCUGACUGCGCUCUUCCAAGAGAUGUGGCGUCAAGGUGAAGCCCCGCAAGACUUCAAAGACGCAACUAUCGUGCACCUAUACAAGCGAAAAGGGAAUCGCCAAGUCUGCGACAACCACCGCGGCAUCUCCCUACUGAAGAUCGCCGGGAAGAUCUCCGCUCGCAUCCUGCUCAAGCGCCUCAACAACCAUCUGGAACAGGGCCUUCUGCCGGAAAGCCAGUGCGGCUUCCGUCGUCAUCGUGGGACCACGGAUAUGAUCUUCGCAGCCCGCCAACUUCAGGAGAAAAGCCAGGAGAUGCGGACCCACCUGUACUCUACCUUCGUGGACCUGACGAAAGCCUUCUACACGGUGAAUCGUAAAGGACUGUGGAAGAUCAUGCAGAAAUUCUGCUGUCCGGAGCGAUUCACUCAGAUGGUGCGUCAGCUGCAGGACGGUAUGAUGGCGCGAGUCACGGACAACGGAGCUGUCUCAGAGGCAUUCGCAGUGACCAACGGAGUGAAGCAGGGAUGCGUGCUGGCACCAACCCUCUUCAGUCUUAUGUUCUCUGCCAUGCUGAUGGACGCCUACCGCGACGAACGCCCUGGAAUCCGCAUCGCCUACAGAACGGACGGUCAUCUCCUGAAUCAACGGCGUAUGAACUUCCAAUCGCGUGUAUCCACAGCCACCGUGCACGAACUCCUCUUCGCCGACGACUGCGCCCUGAAAACCACCUCGGAAGAGGAGAUGCAACGGAGCAUGGACCUAUUCUCCGCCGCAUGCGAGAACUUCGGUCUGAUCAUUAACACGCAGAAGACGGUGGUGAUGCACCGACCGCCGCCCAACUCAGCCACAGCCCCUAACGGGCCGCACAUCAACGUGAAUGGGACCCAACUGCAAGUGGUGGACAGCUUCCCGUAUCUGGGCAGUACCCUCUCCCGCAACACCAAGAUUGAUGACGAAGUCGCCAACAGGAUCUCGAAAGCCAGUCAAGCCUUUGAACGCCUCCGAAGCACAGUCUGGAAUCGCCACGGUCUCCAACUGAGCACAAAGCUGAAGAUGUACAAGGCCGUCAUCCUGCCGACGUUACUGUACGCAGCAGAGACAUGGACGGUGUACACGAGACAGGCACGCCGACUGAACCACUUCCACCUCAGUUGUCUCCGUCGCAUCCUGAGGCUGAACUGGCAGGAUCGAAUCUCCGACACGGAAGUACUGGAACGAACGGGAAUCCCCAGCAUCUACGCCAUACUGAAACAAAUGCAGCUGCGCUGGAACGGCCACCUGGUGCGCAUGGACGACGAGCAACUACCCAAACGACUCUUCUACGGAGACGUCACGAAGGGUUCUCGUCGUCAAGGGGGCCAGGUUCGCCGUUACAAGGAUACCCUGAAGUCCUCCCUAAAGCACCUGCAAAUCAACCCGACCAACUGGGAAGUUCUCGCCCGCGAUCGUCCGACAUGGAGGAGAACAGUGAAGACGGGUGCUGCUAUCUACGAAGCCAACCGAAUCGCCGCCGCCAAAGCGAAACGCGAAGCCCGCAAAUCACAACUUCGCCCAGUCCGCAACGCCGCCGCACAACCUCCCCCUACGUGUCCUCGAUGUCAACGGACAUUUCGGGCACGAAUCGGACUUGUUGGACAUCUUCGAAUCAACUGUGCCUCUCGAACUGCUCCAGCCAUCGUCCCCCGCCCGCCUCUUCCUCGUCCUCUCCACCACCAACUAACUUUGAUAACUCUUCUGAACCACCACUUCCAUCCUCGUCGUCGUCCACCUCCUCCCUAUCCACUGCCCCAGCGGCGGCCGUUCAGACUGCUUCCUCUACAGCUGACACCGACACCGCCGACCUCUCAUGCCCACAUUGUCCACGCACCUUCACCUCGCGCAUCGGCCUGGUCGGUCACUUGCGAAUCCAUCGCACAGAGACUGGCGAACCAGUGCCUGGAGCACCAACCUACACCCACCGCACUCGCCUCAACUGCCCACACUGCCCUCGCACCUUCACGCAUCGCAUGGGUCUAUUCGGCCACAUGCGCAUCCACGACGACCUGCGGUAGACAACCGCCGGUCACACCACACAUUCCCUCACUCCCUACCUCCUGA
Molecule: messenger RNA, 6850 nt
Organism: Spirometra erinaceieuropaei
Lineage: Eukaryota; Metazoa; Platyhelminthes; Cestoda; Diphyllobothriidea; Diphyllobothriidae
Source: the annotation of a GenBank genome assembly